AUGGUGGAAAUCUCACCAAAUUGUCCAAGGUGUGGCUCUUCCAACACCAAGUUUUGUUAUUACAACAACUAUAGCCUCACCCAACCCCGCUACUUCUGCAAGGGCUGCCGCCGGUAUUGGACCAAAGGCGGCUCCCUCCGCAAYGUCCCCGUCGGCGGUGGCUGCCGCAAGAACCGACGCCCUGCCAAGCCCUUAACCCUAACCCGAUCCCUUCCCAACCCUAAAUUUCACUCCAGCGAUAACGAUAAGUACUGCCUCCACCACCACGGCCGCCUCCCCGACCAAGACGGGUCGCCCGACAUCGACUUGGCGGUCGUCUAUGCCAACUUUGUGAGCCAGAAACCGGACGCGCCGGUAACUUUUCCGGCGACCAAUACCGCAGCCGGUAACUAUCCGGUUUCUUGUGAGAGUGGUGUGGUGGGAUGUGGCAGUAGUUUUUGUGAGUUUCCCAUGCAGGAGUGUGGGUUGGGGGCCGGUGAUUAUCAGGUGGCCGGUUGCUUUGGGUUACAGGAGAAGAAUGAAGCGGCGGCGGCGCGUGAGCUUCAAUUGCCGCCGCUGCCGGGCGAGGAGAUGGGAGGGUGGUCAAGCUCUAUGAUAAUGGUGAAUAAUAAUCAUCGUCUACAAUCAACAACAUUUGAAAUGGAUACUCAAGACCCAAAUUUGAUUAGUGGUAAUUGGAGCCCUAUUGAUUUGUCAACUUAUGAUACUUUCUCAAGGGCUUAA
Momordica charantia (bitter melon) is the source of this 723-nucleotide messenger RNA. Its product is annotated as Dof-type zinc finger DNA-binding family protein. The record is from RefSeq and is a predicted model, not a curated record. Lineage: Eukaryota; Viridiplantae; Streptophyta; Magnoliopsida; Cucurbitales; Cucurbitaceae. Gene Ontology annotation, biological process: regulation of DNA-templated transcription. Gene Ontology annotation, molecular function: DNA binding; DNA-binding transcription factor activity.